Neogale vison (American mink) is the source of this 978-nucleotide messenger RNA. RefSeq names its product olfactory receptor 11G2-like. The coding region runs from base 10 to 978 and encodes 322 amino acids. The transcript has a single exon. The record is from RefSeq and is a predicted model, not a curated record. Gene Ontology annotation, biological process: G protein-coupled receptor signaling pathway. Gene Ontology annotation, cellular component: membrane. NCBI's taxonomy places the organism in Eukaryota, Metazoa, Chordata, Mammalia, Carnivora, Mustelidae. Gene Ontology annotation, molecular function: G protein-coupled receptor activity; olfactory receptor activity.
GUCAGACCAAUGAGGACCUUGGAGAUGACUAAUAUCUCUGGGUCUGUGACUGAGUUCGUCCUCUUAGGAUUUCCCUGUCGCAGAGACAUCCAGGUCCUCCUCUUUGUCAUCUUCUCCCUCAUCUACCUUCUGACUCUCAUGGGGAACACAUCCAUCAUCUGUGCCGUAUGGUCAAGUCGGAAACUCCACACACCCAUGUACAUCCUCCUGGCCAACUUCUCUUUCCUGGAGAUCUGCUAUGUCAGUUCUGAUGUGCCCAAAAUGUUGGCCAACAUCAUCUCCCAGACCAAGAGCAUCUCCUAUGCUGGCUGCCUGCUCCAGUUCUACUUCUUCUUCUCCAUGUGUGCUGCUGAAGGUUUAUUUCUGUCAGUGAUGUCUUUUGAUCGAUUUCUUGCCAUUUGUAGACCUUUGCAUUAUCCCACCAUAAUGACCCACCGCCUGUGUGCUUGGUUAGUGGUCUUCUGCAGGGCAGGGGGCUUUCUCUGGUUACUAACUCCUUUGACUCUAAUAUCUCAGGUGCCGUUCUGUGGUCCAAACACCAUUGACCAUUUUCUUUGUGAUCUUGCCCCUUUGCUGGCAUUGUCCUGUUCUUCAGUAUCUGGAAUUACUUUGAUCUGUGGUAUCAUUAGCUCUCUCAUCAUCUUUCUCACUUUCCUAUAUAUCCUUGGCACUUACUUUUGUGUCCUGAGUGUGGUGCUGCAGGUACCCCCAGGCUCAGGAAGGCAUAAGGCUUUCUCUACUUGUGCCUCCCACCUUGCUGUGGUGUGUCUGUUUUAUGGGUCAGUCAUGGUGAUGUAUGUUAGUCCAGGUUCUGGCGACUAUGCUGGGAUGCAGAAAUUUGUGACCUUGUUCUAUGCUUUGGCAACUCCAUUCUUUAAUCCCCUGAUUUACAACUUCCGGAACAAAGAUAUGAAGGAGGCACUGAAGAAAAUUCUGAAUCUGUUAUUGUGGGAAAUCUCUAAAGGAUUCAAAAGUUGA